Messenger RNA from Paramecium sonneborni, 168 nucleotides. The record is from the annotation of a GenBank genome assembly. NCBI's taxonomy places the organism in Eukaryota, Ciliophora, Oligohymenophorea, Peniculida, Parameciidae.
AUGGACUAUCGAGACCUAAUAUCCGAGAAAAAGGAUGAAGAUCAACUUUUUAAAAAGCUUGUACUAUAUCCACUUCUUACAGGAUUCAUAUAUGGAACAGGUCAUUUCCUAGCUUAUCUAAUAAUCAACUAGAAAUUCUUUAUUCCAUUGAAGAAAGCAACAAAGUGA